Podarcis lilfordi (Lilford's wall lizard) is the source of this 15421-nucleotide messenger RNA. The record is from the annotation of a GenBank genome assembly. NCBI's taxonomy places the organism in Eukaryota, Metazoa, Chordata, Lepidosauria, Squamata, Lacertidae.
GAGGUGGAGCCUGCGCAAAGGCGGAGAAGCUGCCCCCGCCUUUGUCCGCUCCUGGCCCAAAGGGGAUGCGGGAAUCGAGUCUCUACAAGACGACUUCCGGCUCCCUAUUGAAGGAAAGAGGCUUGCGGGCCCCUGAAGGGGCGGCCAGGGAGAGAAGCAGGGCCCCUUCCGCCUGCCACCUUCCUUAAAAAAGAAGAGGUUGCUUGUCCUCAUGGUUCUCAAGGAAGGACAUAUUCCUGCAUUGCAGCGGGUUGGACUGGAUGACCCUCAGGGUCCCUUCCAAUUCUAUACGAGAUUUUCUCCUUGUGGGGUUUGCAGUGGGGGGAAUCUGCUUAUGCAAAGCAGGCGACAACCCCCCGCCCUCUGAGUUCGAAGUGGGCGGGGCCGCCUUCCUUGGCCCCGCCCCAUCCCAUAAUCCCCCUGGCUCUCCGCUCUCCCCCCCCCCGCCUGCCUUUGCUCUGGAAGCCUCCAUGUGCUGAGCAGGAGCAGCCGGGCUCGCCGCCCACCGCAGCGAUGGCUCCUCCGACAGGUGAUUUGGGGGUGCAAAGCAGGCGCGGCGGGCGGCAGCUGCAGUAGGAAGGCCGGGAAGGGGGUCUGGGACGGGGGGGGGGUUCCCCCAUUUUCCCGUUUGGACUUGCCCGGGUGAAUUUCAGCCUUACCUGCCAACAAGCUUCCUUCCUUCCACCUCUCUCUCUGUCUUUCCACAAUUCGUGCCAAAAAACUUCACCGAUUGGAUAUCUGUCUGCUAUGCUUGAGGUGCGCAGGUCGCUCGUUGGCCCCCCGUCCUGGGUUGGGUGGGGUUGGCUGGCACCAUCCCUGGCGGAGGAACAGAGGGGCGGGAGGGGAGCAGCCCAGGAUCGGCCGGGGCCGGGAGUGGGGAGGGAGCUCUGGGCUUAUGCCCGGCACCGCUGCGCCCUUGAGGGGCACCAGAUGCCAGCAUGAGCAAUGUGCCGACCGCCUAAGAAUGUCAGAACCAUGUAGCCCAGGUUCCUUUUCUCACAGGGCCAAGCAGAUGCCCCCAAAGCAGGAUUUGAACACACGAGCGACUUUCUCCUUCCUUGUGUGGUUUCCAGCAACUGGGAUUCAGAAGCAACUGGGGAGGCCAGAGCAGAGAUAUUGUGACUAAGAGCCAUUGACAGGGCAUGAAUUUCUCCAGUCCUCUUUUAAAGCAGUCUAGUUUGCUGGCUGCUGCUGCUUCCUUUGGCAGGGAGUUCCGCAGAUCCCCGGCCACUGGCACUCGGAAGCAUUGCUGCCUCUGACUGUGGAGGCACGGCAGAGCUAUCCUGGCAUUGUCCUCUCCAUGAAUUUGCCUGACCCUGUUUCUAAGCUGUCUAGGCUGGUGGCUGCCUCCUGUGGCGGAGAGUUCGGCAGAUUCCCAGCUACUGAUAUUCAGGAUCCUACUAGCCUUGGCCCUUUAUUUUCCCAUUCCUGCUUGCUUCCUCUCUGCCCCCUUUUUUUUUAAAAAAAAAAAUUGAUUUCCAAAUUUAUAAUAAACAUAAAAGAAAAGCAAUACAAUAGACAAACAAACAUAUAUCUUAACUGUCAAAAUCCCAAUUUAAAUAACAUUGUUAAGUGACUUCCUCAGAUCCCCCCUGUGUUUCCAUAAUACUCAUUUUAGCAGUUUUCCAAUAUCCACUUUCAAAUAGAAUUAACUUAUUCCAUUAAUAUCUUUCUUUCUUUUCAUAAUGUUCUCAAUCCAUAAUGUUAUACAAUCAAUCUAUUUUACUCCUAGGCCAGUUAGGUACUUACAAGUAGUUCUACUUAAAUUAUGUUAGAAUAUCUAGAAUCAUAGAAUCAUAGAGCUGGAAGAGACCACAAGGGCCAUCGAGUCCAACCCCCUGCCAAGCAGGAAACACCAUCAGAGCACUCCUGACAUAUGGUUGUCAAGCCUCUGCUUAAAGACCUCCAAAGAAGGAGACUCCACCACACUCCUUGGCAGCAAAUUCCACUGUCAAACAGCUCUUACUGUCAGGAAGUUCUUCCUAAUGUUGAGGUGGAAUCUUCUUUCUUGUAGUUUGGAUCCAUUGCUCCGUGUCCGCUUCUCUGGAGCAGCAGAAAACAACCUUUCUCCCUCCUCUAUGUGGCAUCCUUUUAUAUAUUUGAACAUGGCUAUCAUAUCACCCCUUAACCUCCUCUUCUCCAGGCUAAACAUGCCCAGCUCCCUUAGCCGUUCCUCAUAAGGCAUCGUUUCCAGGCCUUUGACCAUUUUGGUUGCCCUCCUCUGGACCCGUUCCAGUUUGUCAGUGUCCUUCUUGAACUGUGGUGCCCAGAACUGGACACAGUACUCCAGGUGAGGUCUGACCAGGGCAGAAUACAGUGGCACUAUUACUUCCCUUGAUCUAGAUGCUAUACUCCUAUUGAUGCAGCCCAGAUCUAGCCAAACAGUCCUUAAAUUUCUUCCAUUCUUCUUGAUGCUCCUCUUCCUUCUGAUCGCGGAUUCUUCCAGUUAGGUCAGCCAGCUCCAAAAAGUCCACCAACUUCAUCUGCCAUUCCUCCACUGUUGGCAUUUCCUGUAGCUUCCAAUUUUUGGCUAACAAAAUUCUUGCUGCAGUUGUGGCAUACAAAAAGCCCCCUCUCUGCCCCUUCCCUACCCAGACAGCGCCAUGGAGGCUGCAGCCCCCCCGUGCCCGGCCAGCCACCUCCGCUGGGACCUGACGGCCGCACAGAUCCAGGACGCUACGGCCAAGCUGAUCGAGAAGACCAAGCGGGUGUACGACACAGUGGGUGCCCUGGCGCAGGGCGACAUCUCCUACGAGAACACGCUGGGCGCCCUGGCCGCUGUGGAGGUGGAGUACACGGGUGAGUCCAGAAGAAGGCGCAUCAUUUCCACACAAUAGGAAUCCUGGAAGCUGUAGUUUGCUGGGAGUGCUAGGAACUUCAGCACUGGGAGAAGCUGCGGUUACUGGGAUUCUUUGUUUGGAUCUGCCUUAUCCAAUGCAAUUCUUAAGGAGCCAAACCGAUGCUAAGGAUACAGUAACCUUUCAAAAGUGUUUGUGGGAAGGGGUGGGGGGAAGGAAGAUUCUUAAUAAUAAUAAUAGUUAAAUUUGUAUACUGUUCAUCUGUAGAUCUCAGGGCAGUUAGGAUAUAUAAUUAUGUAUUGAUUUGUGUGUUUUUGCUCUACUUUUUAGUAUGUGUAUUGUGUUUCUAUCUUGUAUUUUUAUGGUGCAAGCCUCCUGGAGGUAGAAUCACAGGGGAAUACUGUUGGAAGGGACCCUAGGGGUCAUCCAGUCCAACCCCCUGCAAUGGAGGAAAACUUUUGCCCAGGCUGGGGCUCGCACCCAUGACCCUGAGCUGAAAAGUCUCUUGCUGUAUCCUCCUUUUGCUCUAUGGAUGGAGGACGGGAGACAAUAAUGAAAUGAAAUGCACUAGGUUCCAGGGGGCUGGAGCCGUGAUACUAAAAGCCGCAUUGUUAGUCAAAGUGAGCGUAGCUCUGGGGCACAGGGUGCUCUCUGCAUGGUUGGGUAGGGGGCCGAGAGGUUUGCCUGACAGCCACCUUUCCCUCUUCCCCUCCCAGUUCAGCGGAACAUGCUAGACUUCCCGCAACACGUGUCUCCCUGCAAGGAGGUUCGUGCGGCCAGCACUGAGGCUGACAAAAAGCUCUCCGAGUUUGACGUGGAGAUGAGCAUGCGGCGGGACGUUUACCAGCGCAUCAUCUGGCUGCAGGUCAAAGUGGGGCGGGGAGGGGGUGGGACCGGUGCUAGAACUCCCCCAGGUGCCAGGCGCUUGCCCAGUUGCAACCAUGCAGAGGUCUCUGGGCACCAGUUUGGCGACUGACAUCUCCCUCUGGCUGGCCUCUCCAGGUUUCUUUUUUUAUUUUUAUUUUUUAUUGAAUGUUACAGUUUUUUCAUCAUCAGAAUCAUUAUUUCAAAAACAAAAUACAUUACAAAUCCUCAAACACCCCCCCCCCCUUGACUUCCCUCAACUUCCUUUUCUGGUUUUUUGGCAUAUUAUAUCUCCCUGCUUAUUGGUUAUUCUUUAAAAAUUUUAAAGUAAUUAUUAUUCUCUUAUCAUUUUAACAUCCUAUUUCUAUUUCACAUUUCUUAUGUUGAUUGCAAGUGUUUAAUCAAACCUUGCAAGUGAGUCCAUUUCUUUACAUUGAUUCUGUAAAGUUUAUAUAAAUGGUUCCCAGUCUUUCUUAAAAUCUCUAUUGUCUUGGUCUUUCCAUUAGUUUUGCCAUUUUAGCGUAUUCCGUCAGUUUCCAUUCUUCUUUAGCUGGUAUUUCAGCACUUUUCCUUCUUUGUCAGGCUUCCUCAAUCUUCCUCCAGAUGUUUUUUGGCCUACAACUCCCAUGAUCCCUAGCUAGCGGGGCCAGUGGUCAGGGAUGAUGGGAAUUGUAGUCUCAAAACAUAUGGAGGGCUGAGGUUGAGGAAGCCUGAUCUUUGUGCUAGCAACAUCCUAGCCGUAGUUGUAGCAUACAUGAAAAGUUUUUUCUUCUCUUUCAGCAAAUCUUGACCUGAAAUGCCUAACAAAAAGGCUUCUGGGUUUUUCACAAAAGUUAGCGUAAACAUUUUCUUCAAUUCAUUAUAAAUCAUUUCCCAAUAUUUUUAAAUUAUACAAUUCAACCACAUAUGAAAGAACGUACCCUCUUUUUCUUCACAUUUCCAACACUUAUUGGGGGAAAUCAUUAAUUGCCUAGCACUUGCAGUUAUUGAUAUUACUGCAUGUCCUAGGCAAUUAUUUCCAUGCAACUUUACACACAUCUAACUUUCUAAGUAAAACUAAAUUGUAUUAAUUUAACCAACUCAUUUUUGUGCUGUCAGGCCUCACAGAUGCCUGUUUUGGUAUUCAGGCAUCUGUAUCCUAGAAUCCUAGAAGGGACCCCCAGGGGUCAUCCAGCCCAACCCCUCACAACGCAGAAAUCUCAGCCAAAGCAUCCCUGACAGAAGCCACCCAAGCUCUGCUUAGAAACCUCCAAGGAAGGAGAGUCCACCACUCAAUCAUUUUUUAUUAAACUGAUUUAUAUUUGGGCAUUAGCCUAAAAUAUCAGAGUUGCACAAGUCAGGCGUCUUGAGUUUUUCAGCUUUCCAAAAAUGAGGGGUGCUAAAAAAUUGUAACAUGAAUUGGGAAAUUGAAAGAUAUUUUUAUUUUCCCUUUUCAGAAGGUAAAAUGGAAAUUCUUUGGUUUCCCGAAAGAUGUUUUGGUGCUUCUUCAUCUAACCUAGAGUUGCCUAGCUAAAUGUUGUCCAAUACAUAGAAAUCGUUAAAAAUGACAGCUGAGUCUGGCAGUUAUAUGGUAGAUUAUUAAAAUUAUUUAUUAUUAGAAUUACUUGAUUUUACCUGACAUUUUUAGAAGGCAAAGAGGAUACUUGGUUUUGCUUAGGAAGUAAAAUUUGCCUAAAAAUGAUUGCUGUAUAUUUGCAGUUAUUAUGUUUGUUUGUUCUUUUGUGUUCCAUGAUCUUUUCAGAUGGUAAAAUGGAUGUUCUUUGGUUUUCCAGAAGCAGUUUUGGUGUUUCUUGGUCAACCACAAAAAUACAAGCAGAUUUGCUCACACCCAAAACCCUGUUUUUUAAAGACCCCUCCCUGAAGAAAUUUGCAAAAAUUAAGUUUAAAUCAGCUUUUCAUAUGGAAGCAUGAGGACUAGAGUCUUGCUUUAUUGUUAGGCUUCAGGCUGCAGCUCAGUUUACAGAAAUUAAGUUUUGCCCUACCAUGAGCUUUAAAAUCUGCAGGUGCAUCAAGUGAACUGGGUGUAGGUGUUGCUCUCAGCCCUCGGGGCAGAGCUGGUGUGUGGCAGCAGUGCAGAGUGUGGGCUGUGAACCUGGAAAAUCCAGUUUGCCAAGCAGCUCUCCUCUGAAGAUCCAUCUUCGCCCUUUGGCUGGGUAGGGUCAGAGCUCCUGACCAUCUUUUCUCAACCUUAUGGAGAUGAAAUAAUAAUAUUAAUAAUAAUAGCUGUUAUUGUUGUAAGCCCUGGCCUAUUUUCUGAACUGCUUUAAGUGGUUUAGAGAUGAAAUAAUAACAACAACAAUAAUUAUUAUUAGUAAUACAGUGGUACCUUGGUUCUCAAACUUAAUUCGUUCCAGAAGUCCAUUCCAAAACCAAAACAUUCCAAAACCAAGGCAUGCUUUCCCAUAGAAAUUAAUGCAAAACAAAUUAAUCCCUUAAAAACAACCCCUAAAACAGCAAUUUAACAUGAAUUUUACUAUCUAACGAGACCAUUGAUCCAUAAAAUGAAAGCAAUAAUCAAUGUACUGUACUAUAAAAUAAAUAAGACAGUAUUGUAGAUGAUAAAAAUGAAAAAUAAUUUUUUUCUUGCCUGCACUGAUGACAGUCAUUGUUUGGAUGGGAGGCUUUUAUCCAUUUCUGCAGAGACACAAUCGAUCAGGAGCUGAACUGGGUUCCGCACAGUCACCAAAACAAAUGAACCGAAAAAGCCUCAAAAACAAAAAUGCAAAAUAAAUACCAAAAACAAAAGUGCCAAACUUAAUCGAAUCGGGAAAUCCGUUUGACUUCUCAAAUGUCUUAAUCCAAACUUAAUCCAUUCGGGAAACCAAGGCACGGCUUCUGAUUGGCACAGGAGCCCCAGAAACAAUAGCCGACAGUUGUAUCGGAUGUUCAGCUUCCGAAAAACGUUCGAAAACCAGAACACUUCCUUCCGGGUUUUUGGAGUUUGAGAACCAAGGUACCACUGUAAUUAUUUGAUUUGUUGCUUCCUUGCAGGAGAAGCUGGAGAACACCUCCCUGAAGCCGGAAGCGAAGCGAUACCUUGAGCGCCUGAUCAAGCUGGGCCGGCGGAGUGGCCUCCAUCUCCCUGAGGAGACGCAGGAGGUGGGAGACAUUGCCCGGGGGGGGGGGGGGAGGCCCUGAGGGUCACCUGGCCUCCCAGGGGCACAGCUGGACUCAAGAGGCAAAUCCGUGGCUCCUCUUGGGGAGGCUUGGAAGCGAAGGGAACGGGCUGGCCCAGCGCUGUGAUUCCUGCCUUGCAGUGGGUUGGACUGGAUGACCCUUGGGGUCCCUUCCAGCCCCCCCAUUCUCUCAUCCCAGCGGGGCUGGAGGGACGCCCCUGCCAGGUCGAAAGAGGCCUGGGAAGAUGAUGCGCAGCCUGAGACGAGGGACCCCUUCUUCCUCUCGUGGAUUCACGGAGGCCUUUUAGCGAGUAAACUGCCCUGCGUGGAUCGUGGGAAUACGUGGGAUCGGGAACCAGGGGUGAGGGCGGGGGGGGGGAGUUGUUGGGGGGGAAGCCAACUCGGCUCGGGGCCUUUUGCUGCCUCCAACCCCAUUUCCCCCUUUCGCCCAGAAAAUCAAAGAGAUAAAAAAAAGGCUGAGCGUCCUCUGCAUCGACUUCAACAAGAACCUCAAUGAGGACACGACCGUCCUGCCCUUCUCCCGGGAAGAGCUGGGUAAGGGUGGGGCAUAGCGGGUUGGACUAGAUGACCCUUGGGGUUCCCUUCCAACUCUACCUUUCCAUGAUUCUUCAUAUCUGGGAUAGCUCAUUCGGUAGAGCAGGAGACUCUUAAUCUUGGGGUUGUGGGUCCAAAACCCACCUUAGGCAGGAUUCCUGCCUUGCAGGGGGUUGGGCUGGAUGACCCUCAGGGGUCCCUUCCAACUCUCAGCCAAGCCCAAUAAUUUUCUCAACCGUUCCUCCCAGGUAUGCAUAGAAAUAAUUUAAAAUACUUGUUGUUAGAUUACAGAUUAAUGUUAUUUUGCUUAGAAAGGGUAAAUGAUUGCCAAGUACUUGCCAUUAUAUUACAGUUUCAUUUUGUCAUUUAUUAUUAUUAUUAUUCCUGACCUUUUCAGAGGAUACAAUCUCCAGAAGCAGAUUAAGUGUAUAAAAGCAUCAGUGCAUAGCGUAAUAAUGAAAUAAUCCCAGUAACCCAAUAAUGGACGCCAGGCACCAUGAAGCCUGCAAUCCUCGCAUGAAACUUGUACAGUUAAAGCGCCUAGUCCUCUGUGAGGCUCACCCCCAUGGUGCCCUUGUCCUUCCUUGCAGGGGGUCUUCCUGAGGACUUCCUGAGUUCCCUGGAGAAGACUGAGGAGGGGAACCUGAAAGUGACCCUGAAGUACCCCCACUAUUUCCCCCUGAUGAAGAAGUGCCACGUUCCAGAGACGCGGAGGCUGGUGGAGAAGCAGUUCAACUCCCGCUGCAAGGAGGUAGGAGGCAGCACAAACCAAACAAAUGAACGCCUUUUCUGCUUUCUGCUUGGAGAACGGCUCCCUUUCUCCCUGCAUAUCUCUGCUGUCACAUAAAAACUCAGCAGGGACUCGUUUCAGCAAACUUGCAAUUCAAAUUUUGUCCCUCGCUCAUUAAAAGCCGUCUGAGUUGGUGUCCUGUGGCGGUGAGUUCCGCAGAUGGACCCUGUGCCGUUUCGCCCGCCCUGACCCUCCUGGCGUUCCGCUUCCUUGCAUGUCACGAGUUCGAGUUUACGAUACAGGGAGGAGAACCUCCCUGCACGAUUCCAUUUUCUUUGUUGAGGGUUUUGCUGCAGCCUCGUGUUUCCUUACAUUUCUCAGAAUGUCUGUUUCUCCAUGUAGUUGAUGAUAAAGGCCUUUUCUGAAAGGGGGGGAAUAAAAGGGGCUCCUUUGCGGUCUCCCCCACUGGCUGCCUCACCGCCUCCCCCCCUCCCUCUGGUUGCCACAGGAGAACUGCCUGAUCCUGAAGGAACUGGUGGAUCUGCGGGCGAAGAAGGCGGCUCUGCUGGGAUUUGAGACGCAUGCCGACUUCGUCCUGGAGAUGAACAUGGCCAAGGACUGCCAGACGGUGGCCUCUUUCCUGGGUAAGGCGUUUCUGCAGAUGGUGAGCACAUGGCUUCAGCCCCAAAGAAAGCGGGACGGUUGAAGGGUCUCCUAGGACUUCAGAGGUGGAAGGGACCCCAGGGGGUCAUCUAGCCCAACCCCCUGCAAGGCAGGAAUCUCCGCUAAAGAAUCUGUUAAAAACCUCCAAGGAAGGAGAGGCCUUCUAAUAGGUGCAAGGAAGUCUCUCCAUUGUUUGUGUUUCUUAUUUGCGUGUUUAGAAAACCUUUGACUAAAUUCUUUAUUAACAAUAGUUAUUUUUGAAAGCCAGAGGAGGUUCACAAACCCCUCCCCUGCUUUUCUGCUCCGGAGGGCAGGACCCGAACCAACGGAUUCAGAAGGUGGUGGACUCUGCUUUGGAGGAUUUUAAGCAGCUGUCCAUCAGGGAUUCUUUUGCUGAGAUUCUUGCCUCGCAGGGGGUGGGUCUGGAUGCCCCCAGGGGGUCCCCCAACCUUCCAUUCUGUGGUUCUUCAGCUGAGCUUCCUGCCCAGCACAGGGUUGGUCUGGAUGACCCCCGGGGGACCCUGCAACCCUCCUGCACUCUUCUCCCCCCCCCCAGAUGAGCUGGCAGCCAAGCUGCGCGUGCUAGGCGAGCAGGAGCGGGCCCUGAUGCUGUCCCUGAAGCGCCAGGAGUGCGAGCAGCGCGGCCUGCCCUUUGACGGGGGUCUCCACGCCUGGGACCUGCGCUUCUACAUGAACCGGGUUCAGGAGACGCUUUACCAGGUGGACCAGAACCUGCUCAAGGAGUUCUUCCCCAUGGAGGUGGUGACGGCCGGCCUGCUGGGUAUCUACCAGGAGUUGUUGGGGCUCACCUUCCGCCUGGAGGAGGGGGCCCCCGCCUGGCACCCCGAUGUCCAGCUCUACGCCGUGCAGGACGCCCACUCCGGCCAGGCCGUCGGGAAGUUCUACCUGGACCUCUACCCAAGGUGAGUCCCGGGGGGCGGAGGGUCAAAGAGCGUGCAGAAGGUCCCAGGUCCAGGGCUUCUAGUCUUCAUAGGCCAGCAGCCCAUAGAGCCAAAGAUGCUGGGUAGACUGCCUCUGCAGCUGGAGGCUCCAUAGUAAGAACACGGGGGCUGGAUCAGCCCAGCAGCCCAACAUCCUGACCUCACAGCAGCAAAAUGCCCCUAGAACCGAGGAAUCCAGAGUUGCUGUCUCUGCAGCUGGAGGCUCCAGAAAAGAGCUUUGCUGCUGGACCAGACCCGAAGGGGGCCCAGCCGGCCGGGCCUCCUAGUAGCCAGGUGCCCCCAAAGACCCAGGAUUCCAGAUCGACUGCCUCUGCAGCUGGAGGCUCCAUCAAGGCAUCCGACGACUCCCGCCACUGGAUCAGGCCCAGAGCACCCUGGUCCCAAAGUAGCCGACCAGAUGCCCUCCAAGGGAAGAAUUUUGGUUGCUUUGUUAAUAGCUAAACAGCAAUUGUUUCAUCAAUGAUUUGUAAUUGCUUCACUGAUGAUUUGUUACUUAUUUUCUAAGACUUGUGCUGCAGUUAGGAUGUUAUUUUACACGUUCACCAGUUAAUGGUUGUAAAAGGUUAGGGAUUCAUCAGGAUGGGAAUUGGCAAAGAAAUAAAAUCUAGCAAUCAGUCCAGAAGCUCCCAAGGGGUCCUGAGCACACCAGCCCUGUCCCCAGCUGCUGUCCCCGCCUUCUGGUUCCCCAGGGCAGAGAGGUUCUGCCAUCCCAGGAGGCCUCGCAAGGAAGAGCCUGGCUGCUGCCUCGGGCCAAAGUCCAGCCCUGCUUCCUGUCCUUGCUGGAGUCCAGAUAGACUGUCCUUGGCCCCGGAGGCUCCAGCCAGCCCCCAGAGAGUAUCAGAAGCACAGCGUGGGAAGGGACCCCCAGCCCAGCCGGCUGCUCUGCCACAGGCUCUCCUUUGUCCCCGGAGCAGGGAGGGGAAGUAUGGCCACGCAGCCUGCUUUGGUCUGCAGCCCGGCUGCCUUCUCCCCGACGGCAGCCGCCAGAUCUCAGUGGCAGCCAUGGUAGCCAACUUCACGAAGCCCACGCAGGACGCGCCUUCGUUGCUGCAGCACGACGAGGUGGAGACCUACUUCCACGAGUUUGGGCACGUCAUGCACCAGCUCUGCUCGCAGGUGAGAGGCCGACCCGGGAGCCCUUGGCCCUCGGUCUUCUGGGCUGGAAGAUGGGUCCGAGGUCAAGUUGCUGAAUUUUCCAACUUUUGAAAAUGAGGGGUGCUAGAAAGCAGUGAAGCAACCUGGGAUUGGAAAGGUAUUUGGGCUAAAUUAGUGUGAUUUAGUGUUGCCUGUUGGGUAAAACGUGUGAAACAGUGUGUAGGAAUCAUUAAAAAUGAUUGCCAAGUAUUGAAUGGCAGAGGUGGAAGGUACACCACAAGGUCAUCUAGUCCAACCCCAUGCAGGUACACAAGUAUCCAUGGCAGGUGGCCCCCCCACGGCAGCGUCACAUAGUGGUUAGAGUGUCAGACUAGGUCCUGGAAGUGACCAGAGCUCAAAUCCCCUGCACUCAGCCAUGAAGCCCACUGUGUGACCUCUCAGCCUAGCCUGCCUCACAUGGUUGUAGGGAUGAAAACAGGACAAAGACUUGGGAGAGACCAGGGUUCGAAUUCCCCCACCUUGGUCAUGAAGCUUAAUGACUAACCUUGGAGUUAGUCAGAGCCUCUCUCUCGGCCCCAACCUGCCUCACAGUGUUGUGGUGUCGAUUAAAUGAGGCCUGAGUGAGACCAGGGUUCAAAUCCUUAGCCAGGAAGCUCACUGGGUAACUUUGAGGACAGUCCUGCAGCCCUUUGCUCAUCCCCUUCCUCUCUGCCCCCGGACAGGCGGACUUUGCCAUGUUCAGUGGGACCCACGUGGAGAGGGACUUCGUAGAGGCUCCGUCGCAGAUGCUGGAGAACUGGGUGUGGGAGAAGGAGCCCCUGCGGCGGAUGUCCACGCACUACAAGAACGGCGUGCCCAUCCCAGACCAGCUGCUGGAGAAGCUCAUCAAGUCCCGACAGGCCAACACAGGUAGGCAGCGUCCCCAGGGGGCUGCACGGGAAGGGCAGGAAGGAGCAAUAACACCUGCAAAAGCAUGCCUGGAAUCGUAGCAUUGGAGGCGGCCCAGGGGGUCAUCCAUCCAACCCCCCUGCAAGGCAGGAAUAUUUCGCCCAACGCAAGAUUCAAACCCACAACCCUGAGAUUAAGAGGCUCAGGUUCUACUGACUGAGCUCUCCCAGAUCAAAUUAAAUCCUUUUGAUGCAUAAUAGCAGCACCAUACAGAUAAGCAAGGAAAUAUCCCCUUUAACCCAGAAGCCGGUGUUUAGGCAAUACAUGCAAGACUGCUUAGUUUAUUUUGUUUCAUUCAUUCAUUCAUUCAUUUAAUAGUUAAUCAGCUUCCGCAUCCCAGACUCCUCUUCAUAAAGAAGGCGACACACAGUUUCUGGGAACCAGGAAAUUCCUAACCCAAAGCGAGUCCUCUAGCUUUUGUUCUUAGCUUUUUGAACCUUCCUCUGGUUUAAUUCCGUUUUUGGCUUUCCCCCCAGAACUGGAUGGGCCAAAAGGCUCCCUGGCCAUUUGGGGCAGGGGAUGGAGACCCCAGAGCCCCCUCUCCCACUUUUCUCCUUUUCCUCCUCCUCCUCCUCCUCCUCUCUCUCCAGGACUCUUCAACCUGCGGCAGAUCGUCCUGGCCAAGGUCGACCAGGCUUUGCACACACAGAUGGACGCCGACCCUGCGGAGGAGUACGCCCGGCAGUGUGACAAGAUCCUGGGCGUCCCUGCAACCCCAGGUAGCGGGCAGAGGAGGCUGCGGGGAACAGCUAAAUCUGGUCAGGAUCAGUGCAGUGUAGAAAUCUGGUCAGAUUCCGUGCCGCUUUGAAAGGUUUCACCUGCCCUCUUAAUCCCAAUGGGGCCUGAUGCUCUCCUCCGCUUUGGUCUUGGGUUGCAAUCUUUUGUUUUUACUUGUUUUAGUCUUCCUUGACUUUUUUUUUCUUUUGCCAUUCCAAUGUUUCCUUUUGGUCAAAGUUCUAUUAUUAUAUCCUUUUAUGGUGUGGGUCUGUGAGAAUGACGCAUGGAAACGAAAAGAUGGAGAGCUAAACCGCAAAAUGGGCACGUAGGGCAAGUUUCGUUGCAGGAGGGUGAAAACAGCCGAGUCCCAGUGAAGGAAGACCAUCCACGUAGUCAGAGUAUGUGUCACAAAGGAAUGCCAAACCAUAGAAGAAGCCCCUGUAGGUUCUAGUCCUCACUGACCUCUCCACUGAGACCUCCCUUUCUCCAUUAUAUUUUCACUUCCAGGGAGAUUCUGUGGUGGGAUUUGGGCUGUUUCCCAUGGAGAUGCAAUGCCCCACGCAGACUAUUGGUUGGACUAGAUGGCCCUUGGGGGUCCCUUCCAACCCGACAAUUCUGUGUCUAAGGGAAGGGUCCCCCAAGGCUCUCCUAACCUUCUCCCUGCAUUGCCCCUUGCAAGGUACGAACAUGCCGGCAACGUUUGGCCACCUGGCAGGGGGCUACGAUGCCCAGUACUACGGCUACCUCUGGAGCGAGGUCUACUCCAUGGACAUGUUCUACACCCGCUUCAAGAAAGAAGGCGUCAUGAACCACAAGGUAGGCAGGGAGCCCUCUGUUCCCAUCGCCUCUCGUCCCUCAAGCCUCGGCUGCUUGUGCAUAGGCAACCAGAGCUGCCUGUGUCGCUCACUGCCAGCCAAGAGCCUGGAAUGGCCUUCGCCAAGCACUGGGUCCCGGGGAACUCCCUGCCACUGGGGAUCAAAGUGAAAACCCUUCUACUCCACCAGGACUAUUACAGUUAACAGUGGUGAAUGGACAACCAUGUUUAACUUUAUGAAGUUUUAUGAAACAGCCUUAUGCAUUUUUUAUAUAUAACGACAACAACAUAAUAAUAAUAAUUUAUUAUUUGUACCCAGCCCAUCUGGCUGGGUUUCCCCAGCCACUCUGGGCGGCUUCCACAAAGACAAAAAAUACACUAAGAUGUCACACACUAAAAAUUUCUCUGAACAGGGAAGUUUAUAUAAAUAAAUUUUAUUAAGGUUAGUAGAGAAAAAUACAAAACAAUAUCUUUCCCCCUAGGUACAAUAAAAGCAUAAAAAGUGGGGCAGAAAGAAAUAAAAAGAGUAGAAAAGGUGGGGGGGGGAGAGAAAUAAGCAGUGUGCAAACACUUUUAUGCCAGAGAGGGCAGAGCCUCUGCACCCGCUGCUUUUCCCAUUACAUGUCCCGGAAGUGGCAGUUUAUUGCAAGGCUUCUCAGGAGCUUCUGGACUCGCCUUCCCUGGAGGUGUUUCUGCAGAGGCUGGGUGGCUGCCUGCCUUGGAUGCUUGAGCUGAGAUUCCUGCAUUGCCGGGGGUUGGGCUAGAUAACCCCUGGGGGCCCCUUCCAACUCUUGAGUCUCUGAUUUUGACCCGGCUUCUCUCUGGCUCUUUUCUAGGUGGGCAUGGACUACCGGAACUGCAUCCUGCGUCCCGGCGGUUCCCUCGAUGCCUCCGACAUGCUGCUCCGCUUCCUUGGCCGGAAUCCCAGGCAGGAUGCCUUCCUGGCCAGCAAGGGUCUUGCCGCUGACCCCACCAGCCCCCCCUCGUCCUGCUGAGACCUCCCCCUGCCCGCUUCCCGGCUGGGCGGCACUUGCAAGUCCUGCCUGGCGGCCUGCUUGUAGAAAUAGCCUUGGGAGUGUGGGGGGGGGGUCCUCCUGGUUCUGGAGGGAAGGGGGUCUCUCAGCUUCCUGAUUCCCUCCUUGGCCCACCCCCAGAGUCCCAACAAACCCAUCUGACUCCUUUGCCCCCCCCCCCCCCGAAAAUAUAGUUUGCAAGGAAAAGGAUUGUGCUUUUAACGAUUGGUUUGGAGCUCUGAUUCUUUCCUGCCCUUGGGUGGAGGCUGGAGUUUGCUGCCGCUUACAGUCAGGCUCCGGGUUUCCUGCCGCUUGCAAGUGGAUCCCUGGCCUAGAUCAGUCAGAUCCAGGGCUCUUGUAGAAGUGUAAAGCGCCAAGCAGAGUUGCUGAAGGCAAGACGGGAAGGUGCUGCCCUGCCCUGUGUCUUCUGCUGCAGCCCCUUCUCCUCGAUUUUCCUGCGGGGGACAUUCACUCGCAGAGGCACCCCCUCCUGAGAGCUGCAGCUGCAGCGCACAGCGUCUGAUGGAAGGCUGCAUACAUUAUUGCAGCGGGGGAGGGGGGCUCCUCUUUCCUUCCCUCCAUUUCUCUGAUUUCCAUGGGGCUAAAAUUAUUCCUAUUCUUGCUUUGACACCCUUUGGAAUUGAUCUUAAACCCCAAAUCUUAGCUCUGUGUAUCAAUUUAGCAGUGCAGGUUUGAUGCAGUUUGCACAACCGUUCAUUUGAGGCUGUUCUCAAUGCUGGGUAUUUGGGGGGGGGCAGGGAGCAAACCCCAGUUGACAUCACCCCGUGGGGUUUUGUGCAGAACAAAAUGGCCCCUCUUCUCCAAAGGAGGGCAAUCAUCGCCUCUCAGGAAGCGGCUGUCUAUCAAAAGACCCUUACGGUUUUUAAGGUGGGACGGAAGCCAUCGCGGUGCAGAGAUCUGGUCUCAACUGAGAUCCUGAAGGGGACCCCCCCCCCCAAUCUCUGCCCCCUGUUUUCAUAUCCGUCUAACAUGGAUUGCGGAUCGAGUUCUCUCCUGGCGGAAGCAAAAGGGUCCUGUGGACGCAGCUCGUCUUCUUAGCAGCAGCAGCCGGGGCUGAGGUUGGAUGGCCAAUAAAGGGUUUUUGAGAUUUUUGUUUGGGGCUGGACUUGGCAUUCUUGAUGGAGG